AAUGCUUCAAGGUAGAAUGGAUGAUAAUCAAUGGAUUAAUGAUGAUCACAUGGAUUAGGUAUUAAUAUAUGUUAAAUAAAAGCCUGAAGAUGUUGGAUUUGACAAGGAAGAAAUAGCAAGAGUGGAAUUAUUUGUUAAUAAACCAUUUGAUAUUCCCAAUUUUCCAAAGAAUGAAUAAAUAAAGUAGGCAGGAAUAUCAUCACAUAUGUUUGUAAUAAUAACAAGAUAAAAUAACAUAUAUCGAUGGAGACCAGAAAAAGAUGAUCAUUGUGUGUAAAUGGAAUUACCAGAAGUACAAUAAAGUGGUUUGACAGGAAAAUUAUUAGGAGGAAAGAGAAAUGAAAGAAAAGAUAUUAUAUUAGAGAGAUUAUUUUUAUAUGGACCACAUGCUUUGAUAGUUUCAGACAAUGGGGAAAGUUUUUACAUAAAUGUUAGAUCAGAUAAGAUUAGAUCAAUGGAAUAAUUAAAAGGAAAAUAGAUUAAAUGUAUUGGUUGGGAUGAUUAAUGUGAUGAAACUGACACUCAUGAAAUAUUGUUAGCAACAAAAGAUUCUAAAAUCUAUAUAUAUAGAAUUGAUUGUAGAUAAGGAGAUGUAAGAGAAGAAGAAGCAAAAUUAAUGGUCACAAUUCCAAAUGAAAGAUAAAUCAAUUAAAUAGAAUAAUUUACAGUAAUGUAUGAUAAUAAUAAAUAUGCUUGUGUUGUUGUUUCAACUAACUUUAGUUUAUUCUUCUUUUAUGGAUUGAAUAGUCUUAGCAUUUUAUUUACUAAAUAUAAAGAUCCUUAAAGUGUUGCUAGAGCAGAAUCAUAACCAUCUCGUUAUCAUACUAGUUUAUUAGCUGUAUCUUAGAGAAAAAAUUCAUUUCUAUUUACAAAUGGGAAAUCAUUAAAUUUAUUCACUCUUCCUGAAAAGGAUUUGAAUGAAUCAAUAUUGUAAUAAGCAAAAUAAUUAAAAACAGUUAAUAAUUAUUCAGAAAUGCCAGUCUAAAUAGGAUUAACAGAAUUUCAUUAUUUUAUUUUAAGUGCUGAUUCUUUGACUAUUUUUAGUAAAAUAACUUAAUAAGAAGUAUAAAAAUAUGAACUUAGAGGUAUGGGUAGAAUAAUGGGUAUGUAAUAUGAAAGAGAUGGCAAAGUAUUUUGGAUUUAUUCUGAAAGGACAUUUUGUAAAAUAGAAACUGAAGAUGAAGAUAAGGAAGCAUGGAAAUUAUUAAUGGAUUAAAAAAUGUAUAUAGAAGCUUAUGAAAUAUCAAAUAAGUAUAAUUCAGAAUAUACUAAAUAUAUUGCUGGUUUAUGUGGAGAUUAAUUAUUCUAAUAAAAAAGAUAUAAUGAAGCUGCAUCUUAUUACUAAAAGUCUUCAAAAAAUUUUGAAGAGAUUUUCUUGAAAUUUUUGAAUUGUGAUGAUAUGAAAGCAAGAAUUGGAUUAGAAUAGUAUUUAAAACAUUUAAUUAAUAAUUUGAAAGGAGAAACUGAAAGGACACUUGUAUUGGGAUGGCUUGCAGAAUUAUUAAUUUAUAGAUUAAAUGAAUAAGAAAAGUUAAUACAUGAAAAUAGAAAUUAUGAGAAUGAUGCAUAAAGAGAUAAAGAUAUCAAAGAAAAGAAAUAAUAAUUAAACUAAUUAAAUGAAGAUUUAGAUAAUUUUCUGAAAACUUAUAAAUUAGAAUUAGAUUAAAAUUUAGUAUAUUAAAUUAUGGUAAGUCAUGGUAGAUUAUAAAAUUGUGUUGAAUAUGCUAAAUUGAAUAAUAAUUAUGAAAUGAUCAUUUAACAUUAUAUUAAUGAAGAAAAUUAUAAAGAAGCUAUUAAAAAUUUGAAUAAUGUUAAAGAAAAGAGUUCUAUGGAAAUCAUAUAAAAAUAUUCAUUUAUUCUUAUGAAACAUGAACCAGAAUAAACAUUAGAUAUUUUAUAAAAGAAUAUAAAGAAAUUUGAUUAAACCAAAAUUAUUGGUGGUCUUAUGAAUAUUCCAGUAGAAAAAAGAGAAUUUGGAAUAAGAUUCUUAGAACAUUCAAUAACUAAAUUAGAUUGUGCUGAUAAAAGUAUUCAUAAUAUUUUAAUAUUCUUUUUAACUUAACCAUUAUAGAAAGAAAAACUUAAUUAUUAUUUAUAAGAAUAAGAAGCUAUAUUAAAAAAGACAGAGAAGGUUAAUUUUGAUUUAGAUUUUGCAUUAAGACUAUUCAAAUAAGCAAGUUGUAUAGAUGCUUAAAUCACUAUUUAUGGAAUGAUGUCUCUUUAUACUGAAUCAGUUACUUUAGCUUUAGAUUAUGGAAUGAUUGAAAAAGCUAAAGAAUAUGCUUAAAAACCAGAAGAUGAUGAUGAGAAAAAGAAGAAAUUAUGGAUGAUGAUUGCUGAAAGAUUAUUAUCUUAAAAUUAAGAUAUUGAUAAGGUUAUUGAACUUACAAAAAAUAGUUAGUAAAUUAAAAUUGAAGAUCUUUUACCUCAUUUUAAUGAAAAUAUCAAAAUUGAACAAUUCAAAGAUGAAAUUUGUAAUUCUCUUAAGAAAUAUAAUGAAGAAAUUGAAAAAUUAAAAGAUGAAAUGAAAAAGUUAUCAGCUAAUUCAGAUUAAUUAAAAAAUGAAUUAAAAAUGACAAAAAAUAAAUUUUUAAUUAUUGAUACAUAAUAAAAAUGUGAUCAUUGUGCUAAAUAAUUAUUUAAUGAUACAUUUUAUAUUUUCCCAUGUAAUCAUGGAUUUCAUAAAGUAAACUUAUCCGAUAUAAAUAGGAUUGUAUAGUUACAAAGAUUAAAUCAUUGCCUCAACAUCAAGCUAAUAUUCCAUAGAUAGAAACAUAUGAUAUGACAAUGUAAUCUAUCUUAGUCAAAUCUAAUCCUAGUCAAAAUACUAAUAAAAAAUAAUAAGGUAAUAAAUAAGUAUAUUUUUCUAAUUAGAUGGUUAAUCUUUCUUUUAAAUAAUGAACAUAUUUGGAGGUGCCAAAUAAGAAUAGAGACCANAAUUAGAUUAAAAUUUAGUAUAUUAAAUUAUGGUAAGUCAUGGUAGAUUAUAAAAUUGUGUUGAAUAUGCUAAAUUGAAUAAUAAUUAUGAAAUGAUCAUUUAACAUUAUAUUAAUGAAGAAAAUUAUAAAGAAGCUAUUAAAAAUUUGAAUAAUGUUAAAGAAAAGAGUUCUAUGGAAAUCAUAUAAAAAUAUUCAUUUAUUCUUAUGAAACAUGAACCAGAAUAAACAUUAGAUAUUUUAUAAAAGAAUAUAAAGAAAUUUGAUUAAACCAAAAUUAUUGGUGGUCUUAUGAAUAUUCCAGUAGAAAAAAGAGAAUUUGGAAUAAGAUUCUUAGAACAUUCAAUAACUAAAUUAGAUUGUGCUGAUAAAAGUAUUCAUAAUAUUUUAAUAUUCUUUUUAACUUAACCAUUAUAGAAAGAAAAACUUAAUUAUUAUUUAUAAGAAUAAGAAGCUAUAUUAAAAAAGACAGAGAAGGUUAAUUUUGAUUUAGAUUUUGCAUUAAGACUAUUCAAAUAAGCAAGUUGUAUAGAUGCUUAAAUCACUAUUUAUGGAAUGAUGUCUCUUUAUACUGAAUCAGUUACUUUAGCUUUAGAUUAUGGAAUGAUUGAAAAAGCUAAAGAAUAUGCUUAAAAACCAGAAGAUGAUGAUGAGAAAAAGAAGAAAUUAUGGAUGAUGAUUGCUGAAAGAUUAUUAUCUUAAAAUUAAGAUAUUGAUAAGGUUAUUGAACUUACAAAAAAUAGUUAGUAAAUUAAAAUUGAAGAUCUUUUACCUCAUUUUAAUGAAAAUAUCAAAAUUGAACAAUUCAAAGAUGAAAUUUGUAAUUCUCUUAAGAAAUAUAAUGAAGAAAUUGAAAAAUUAAAAGAUGAAAUGAAAAAGUUAUCAGCUAAUUCAGAUUAAUUAAAAAAUGAAUUAAAAAUGACAAAAAAUAAAUUUUUAAUUAUUGAUACAUAAUAAAAAUGUGAUCAUUGUGCUAAAUAAUUAUUUAAUGAUACAUUUUAUAUUUUCCCAUGUAAUCAUGGAUUUCAUAAAGUAAACUUAUCCGAUAUAAAUAGGAUUGUAUAGUUACAAAGAUUAAAUCAUUGCCUCAACAUCAAGCUAAUAUUCCAUAGAUAGAAACAUAUGAUAUGACAAUGUAAUCUAUCUUAGUCAAAUCUAAUCCUAGUCAAAAUACUAAUAAAAAAUAAUAAGGUAAUAAAUAAGUAUAUUUUUCUAAUUAGAUGGUUAAUCUUUCUUUUAAAUAAUGAACAUAUUUGGAGGUGCCAAAUAAGAAUAGAGACCAUAAUCUACAUUAACUCCAGAUGAAGAGAAAUUAUUGAGAGAAACUAAAGAAAAGUUUGAUAAAAUUGUUGCUAGUGAAUGUAUAUUUUGUGGACCUAAAGUUGUUGAUUCUAUUCAAUUUGGAUUUGAAUUGGAUGCAAGAGAAAAAGAUACAUGGAGUAUUUGA
Paramecium primaurelia is the source of this 4383-nucleotide messenger RNA. The record is from the annotation of a GenBank genome assembly. NCBI's taxonomy places the organism in Eukaryota, Ciliophora, Oligohymenophorea, Peniculida, Parameciidae.